Molecule: messenger RNA, 1629 nt
Organism: Notodromas monacha
Lineage: Eukaryota; Metazoa; Arthropoda; Ostracoda; Podocopida; Cyprididae
Source: the annotation of a GenBank genome assembly
UUCUCAGGUACUUGCUCUUUGGACACAUGUGGGGUCGAAUCAGGAUGUCUGGAGGUUAACAAUAAUAGCUUCCACGUUUGCUUAUGUCGAAUGGACGGACUUGAAGUCAACGACGAUUUCACGUGCGAUGAUAAAAACGGCAAUCGGUCAGCACUAAUUGCACUUCCAGGUAGUGAAUGCAGUAAUCAGCAAGGCCACGCAGAAUCCGACGGAAUGAUGUUUAAUGCUCUAUUGGUAAAUCAGGAGUUCUUGAAUGACCGACAUCAACAGCCAGCGAACGGGAAUCACGGAAGAAUGUCUUUUGCUCUUCUUCCUCCUGGUAACUACACCAUAGGCCAGAAUUCAAUGUCGGUUCAUCCCGGACCCGAGCUCAACUCAACAACUCUGGGACGGGAUGACGAACUGGCUGCGGCCAGGAUUGGGUCUCAGCAAUUCUAUGGCGUCAUCGCAGCUGCUGGUUCCACGGUGUUCUUCGUUCUUCUGCUUUUCGCAAUUUUUGCGAAAAUCCGGUUCAAAGCGUGUCGCAAGAAUCGCGAUGCUUCUCGGAAUACCGGGCAACACUUGCUGCAAGAGCGUGCUGUUGAAAAUGCGACCGCGGUGAUGGAAACACUUCUGGAUAAUGGAAGAAUCGUUCCGAAUCCGAUGUAUGAUAUGGGGGCAGCUGCAAACAGACUUCCUCUGAUGGCCAACGUAAACUUGAGAAGAAUCAAGUGUUUGGAAGAGAAGGACUUGAAGCUGGAAGAGGAAAUUGGCGAAGGCUGUUUCGGGAAAGUUUACAAAGCCACCUACCUACCUACAGGUCGCCUGAAUGCCAAGGGCGACGCUGCGUCGAUACCAUCCACAGUGGCGGUGAAGAAACUGAAGAAGGACGUCAGCAGCUGCACCGACGAUCACGACGCAGAAUUGCUAAAAGAGGCAGAAGUGAUUGCGGGAUUUACCCACCCGAACAUCGUUAGACUCAUCGGCCUGGUGGAACCUGCUGCAUAUGAACAAGGGAACGUCACCCAAGGAAAGCCCCAGGUCCAGGAGGGGGUACGCCAGCGGGGCGGAGCCGAGUUACUGCUUGCGGGGCGUUGGAAACUCCCAAGUCGGGAAAAUAGGCUGGACAACAAUGAGCAGAAAUCCGCGCAAAAAUUGCUGGCAGAUCCGUUUGAAAGCCUUUGGAUGGUUGUGGAGUUCGUUCCAAACGGAGACCUUGUUUCCCUGCUGCGGAAAUCUUCGAGCAGCGAAGAAUGCGGUUCACCAAAAACAGCCUUCACUCCUGAGGAACUUCACAACAUGUCUGCGCACAUCGCAUCCGGGAUGGAAUAUUUGUCGUCACUCAAGUACAUUCACAGAGACCUCGCCUGUCGGAACUGCCUCGUCGCCGAAAACCUCCUGGUGAAAAUUUCCGACUUUGGGCUCGCAAGGGACGUCUACAGCUCUGAUUACUAUCGGAAUUUCAGAGUGUCCAACAAUUCAAACAAUUUGCAAGUUGACCCAAGUUUGGCAUUGGAUUGGGAGAAGCCGACCACGAGAAGUUCUUCUGCUGCAGCGGCGUUGUAUGAGGAGUUGUACAUACCGCUUGGGGAUGAUUUGUCCCUAACGAAAUUGGACCCAGGAGUAUUGGUCUUAUGGGCGAACUGGGUA